This is a messenger RNA of Saccharomyces paradoxus, 1077 nucleotides long. RefSeq names its product Hms2p (gene HMS2). The record is from RefSeq and is a predicted model, not a curated record. NCBI's taxonomy places the organism in Eukaryota, Fungi, Ascomycota, Saccharomycetes, Saccharomycetales, Saccharomycetaceae. Gene Ontology annotation, molecular function: sequence-specific DNA binding; DNA-binding transcription factor activity. The coding region runs from base 1 to 1077 and encodes 358 amino acids. The transcript has a single exon. Gene Ontology annotation, biological process: regulation of DNA-templated transcription.
AUGGACGCAACUUCGAGGAUGGAGCAGCCUGAUGUCUUUGUAAGCAAACUCUUCCACCUACUGCAGGGGAACGCUUAUUCGAGCAUAAUACACUGGUCUCCCGAUGGCAGCAGAUUCGUCAUCUGGAAUCCAGACCAGUUCACCAAAGUCAUCCUAGAGCAACUUUUCGGUAUUUCCAGCUUUGCAGCGUUCGUUAAGCAGUUGAGCAAAUAUAAUUUCCAAAAAACGAAACGCCCGCACUGCGUGGAGUUUUUCAACGUUCAUUUUCAAAGAGAUAACACUAUCAGUCUGCCACUAGUUAAGGCUCAUCAGUCUGCCACCGCUCCCAACACCACCGCCAUCAAUAAUAUGAAUAAGCAGUGUACUUUCCACUGGGACCCUUUUAAAGUGAACACCAUUUUAAGCAAGGCUGUCGGCAAGCCUUCAUUCGAGAAGCUUGUAAAAAAAGUCGACAGGCUACAGGACAAUCUUGAUGAGCUUAAUUCCACAAACGCAGAGAGUUUGCGAAUCGUAAAGGAGAUUAACGCCAGCUUACAAACAAUCUCACACCACCAGUUUCAUGCCUACCAAACGGCUAAUUUUCUUCAGGCAAAUUUUGAAGCCAUUAAGAGAGUCUUAUGCCCCGACUCUUGCAUACAACACCAGCAGCGCCAACCAAAGUGCCCCAAACGCUACUCGUUGCUGUUGCUAAUAACAGACGCAUCCGAAUUGUCAGAAACACCCUUGAUGCGCUUCGCCAGCGUGUUCGAGUAUAUGAACUGUUCUGUGGACACGGCCACUCAGUGGAACCCACAGUUGCGUCUUGAGGCAUACGACCUGCUUUUCAUCACCGUCUCGCCGAACAUGCAACAAGAACAUCUCAUCUAUUUCAAGAGACUGAGAAACCUACUCCCAAGCUUCCCUGUUAUAGCCAUCAUCAACAGACCCGUCUCUCCUCAAGAUACUAACAUCGCUCCCUACAACUAUUCUCGCUAUUAUUUCCACCAUUUUUUGCAGUUGGGGUUCAGUGACAUCCUAGUGAGCCCCUUCACCCCAACGCAACUUAUAACGCUCCUUUCCAAACAUCUUCGAACGUGA